Molecule: messenger RNA, 2519 nt
Organism: Strongylocentrotus purpuratus (purple sea urchin)
Lineage: Eukaryota; Metazoa; Echinodermata; Echinoidea; Camarodonta; Strongylocentrotidae
Product: excitatory amino acid transporter 2
Exons: 10
Coding region: 71-1687 (538 amino acids)
Biological process (GO): L-glutamate transmembrane transport
Cellular component (GO): plasma membrane
Molecular function (GO): L-glutamate transmembrane transporter activity; glutamate:sodium symporter activity; neutral L-amino acid transmembrane transporter activity
Source: RefSeq, a predicted model, not a curated record
GACCCCAGCGACUACGUCGGACUCCACGGUGAACCCGAGGGAUUGGAAGAACUGGAAGUAUUGGAAGUCCAUGGGCAUGGUUGCACUGAAGUGGAUGAGGGCCAACCUGCUCUUGGCGCUCACCCUGAUUGCGGUGAUUAUUGGUGUUUUCUUCGGGAGUGUCUUAAGGAAGGCUGAGCCCACAGAAAAUGUGAUUAAAGCGAUUGGUCUACCUGGUGAUAUCCUGGUCCGGCUCUUGAAGUUGCUCGUCCUACCGUUGAUAGUCUCGAGUUUGAUCACGGGUCUGACGAGUCUUGACACCAAAUCCUGUGGGAAAUUGGGAGCACGGGCACUCGUUUACUACUUCACGACAUCGUGCAUCGCUGUCAUCAUCGGAAUCAUCGUCGUCGUCGCAAUUCGUCCUGGUAGGCCGAAGUACCUGAAAAUUCAUGACAUCGACCUUGAUGAAAGAAGCGAUUCAGCAAAUCCCCUCGAUUCGCUCAUUGGUAUCCUGAGGAAUCUGUUCCCGUCCAACCUUGUACAAGCGUGUUUUCAACAGGCGAAGUCCUCCUCUGAAGUAAAGAACGUCACUAAGUUGGUACCUAUAAAUGACACAGUCAAAUCGGCUUUUUGUCGUUGGGAAAAUGCCUCGGAAACAGAUUUUUGCAUCUCUAAAAAUGUGACGGAGACAAAUAGGACGGAGGACUACAAGAACGGCAUUAAUGUACUAGGUAUCCUCGUUUUCACUAUCCCUUUCGGUGUACUGCUGAGUAGAAUGGGAGAGCGCGGUCGUGUCAUGGUGGAAUUUUUCAGGAUAUUGUCUGAGCUCACCAUGGAGCUUGUCAACAUCACCAUGUGGUACUCUCCGUUGGGUAUCAUGAGUCUGAUCUGCGCUAAGGUUCUCGACAUGGAGAGCUUGUCAGAAAUCGUGCCUAUUCUAGGCCUGUACAUGCUGACCGUAGUGAUGGGGCUUCUCAUCCAUCUUGCUAUCCUGAUGACUAUCUACUACGCCAGCACCAGGAAAAAUCCACUCACCUUCUUUGAAGGAAUUCUCCAGGCCUGGCUCACAGCAUUCGCCACUGCUUCGAGCUCUGCGACCCUCCCUGUGACUAUCCGUUGUCUAGAGGAGAACCUAGGUAUUGACAAGAGAGUGACACGAUUCAUCCUCCCCAUUGGUGCAACAGUCAACAUGGAUGGGACCGCCCUCUACGAGGCCGUAGCGACCAUUUUUAUCGGGCAACUGCGUGGAUUGCCCAUGGGGUUCACUAAGAUCGUCACAAUCAGUCUAACGGCUACCCUCGGCAGCAUUGGCGCGGCUAGUAUACCGAGUGCAGGUAUCGUCACCCUUGUUCUAGUCUUGACUGCAGUCGGAUUUCCUAUAGACGAUGUCAGCCUUCUAAUGGCCGUCGACUGGUUCCUGGAUCGUUGUCGUACGUCCAUCAAUGUAGUUGGUGAUUCUUACGGAGCUGGUAUAGUGUACCAUCUUUCUCAGAAGGAGUUAGAAGCACUUGACAAGGAGGAGGCUGAAUUGGAGCUGGAGGCAGGUAAAGGCGAUGACGUCAUCCACCCCGGGAAAGCCGAGAUAGAAGAUGCAAAAGUAGUAGAAAACGUUGACAAGAAAGAAGGGGCCAACUGCGAGAUAGAAGAUGCAAAAGUAGUAGAAAACGUUGACAAGAAAGAAGGGGCCAACUGCGAGUCUGGUGUGUAGACUACACUUCGACGGAAGAUAGAGUCAUUUUGUUUGUUCAGAUGUCACUUUCCUUUGUUUCGUAGUAUGUUUAGUUAUCACGAAUAAUCUACAGUGUACAAGUAAUCAGGUGCAGUAUUUACUCAGUUUCGUUCACAUUGCGUUACAGAGAAGUUGAGUUCUGGUAGAGACGAAGAAAUAAUUUGUGAGAUUACUCAUUCUUUUAUGUCAGUGUGGAAGAUUAUUAUGUAGUAUAAAUAUCCCCUGAACAAAAUGAUAUUUGAACCGAACUGUCAUGCCACAUUUUUUUUAAUCUAGUCUAGUCCAUUUUUUUUUAAUUCAUGUGCGUUGCGUGUAAUUUCAAGAUAGUCUGAGUCAGUCCGUUUUAAUUUCGAUCAUUCCCGUUCUCUCCAUCGUCUCCAGAUGUUUUUUUUUCACAAUGCAAUUGCAUGACUACUACUCAACCUUAUAGUAGAAUAUUUAGAAUAAGGCGAAUAAAUUGAAGACUAAGCCUUGAGUAGAAAAGCUUUUAGAAUCGUAUGUAUUUACUCUGCGAUAUAUCUUCGUCAUGUUUAUGAUUAGAUUAUUUUGUUUUUGUAAGCAGUGUUAAACAGUCAAGUUAGACAUUUUGCCAUGAUUGUAUAUACAUCACAGUGAUUAUCAAUUGUCUUCUUGUUUUAUUCUUUCUAUAUUUUAUUGGUGUCAUUUUCAGUGUUCCCCUUUACAUUGUUACAACGCUCUCUCUCUCUCUCUCUCUUUCUUCUCUUCUCUCUUCCAUCGCCCCCACACAUAAACACACAGACUCACUUUCUCUUGCCAUCUACCUCUUUCUUUCUCUUAUUAUUUCACUUUC